CGUAGCUCAACGACACCCAGCAUCGCUAUAACCAUCCCAUCAUCAUCAUUCACGUCGUCUUCGAGCGUGCAGUGCACAGUAGAGCAGCCGAGAGCACGGCACACCAUGGACAGAGAUCGAGACAAUCUCCUGCCACCACUUCCCCCGCCUCCCCGCGGCAGCGGCAGCAGCACUGCCAACGCACCUGGUCGCUCUGCACUCAGCAGCGGGGGCCCGCCUGGCUCCGCUCUGGGAGGCGGUACAGGCUAUAGCGACGCGUUUAGUAGGCACCAUCCUUCCAUGCAUCCAUCGCAGCAGCAGCAGCGGCACCAACAAGAAGAGCAGCAACAGCAGCAACAGCAACAGCAACAGCAGCAACAGCAACAGCAACAGCCACCAUCCAGGCAUGACCCAGGGGGUUACCCAUAUCACUCGCAUUACGACGGUCCAGGCGGAGCAGGGCAAAUGUCUCAACCGUCUAUCGUGGCUGACAGGCGGCCAGGCUCCUACUCUGGCUCGACGUCACCCGUCCAUCGCUCACGCACUCCGCCCUCCGCCUACGGCAGGCCACUGCCUCCUAGCGCAGGUCUCCCGCCUUCCUCGCGGGAUCAUCAUCAGCAGCAGCAGCAAAACGGGGCCGCAGGAGCACCAACCGGCGGUCCACGUGGGCGACAACUGCCUUCCUGGGAUCACGCCAAUCCAGCCAUGUCGGCCCCGCCUAGCUUGGCCCCACGCUCGGCAGGAGGAGGAGGAGCAAGGUCCAGGCCGCCGCAUUCACCUACGAACCACGUCGCCCGCGAGCUGCAGCUGGCCGGCAGUCCCGGCAGUGACGUUCGAGCCGCCAGCCAGGGUCCUGGCAGCGAGUUCUUCCCUGGCCCACUGAACAACUCGCGUCUUCCGCCGCAGCCGCCUCUUGCAUCUUCCGCUUCAGCCGGCGGGGGGCGCCGGUCGUCCACCCAGUCCCGCAGCGUCAGCGAGACGUACGGACCUGGCCCCCUCGGCGACAUGCAGGAUCAAUGGCAGCGCAGCGCCACGGUCGGGCCGGGCUCACAUCCCGUCUCCGUCUCGGCGCAGAGUCAGCCGCCCGGCCUGUCCUCUGUCUCGAUCAGCUCGUCCUCUGUUGGCGGCGGAGGCAGGGCAAGCGUCCAUCACCGCCAUUCGGCCUCGAGCCUCGCCGCAUCAUCGUCGUCGUCGGCGUCAGGCCCUCACUACCACCACCUCCACCAUCACCACCCUCACUCCCACCACUCUUCUAUUGCUGCAUCGCACCAUCAUCAUCACCUUUCCGCGCCCUCUACGGCGUCCGGCCCACCACCGGGCCCAAGCUCACCGCCGAGUCAUGCACCGUUCCGUUCGCCCGAUCUGCCGAGGCGCGUCAUGUCUGACAGCUACGCUGCCGGUCCGCCACCACCACCAGGCGCAGGCGGUGAGCCUGCGGGCUCGCGCAACGACCCGAUGAGCAUGAGCUCGAUCCUUAGCGGGUCUAGUGGUGCCGGCGUGCGUAGCGACGCGCCGAGAUAUGGCGCAGGAGACGAGCGCAGGAUCCAAGGUGAACGGGAGCGCGAGCGCGAAAGGUCCGCGCGGGCCGGCGGCUCGCCUCCUUCCAAUGCCACGUCCGGAGGGCCUUUGCCGGUACCAUCCGUCGCCGGCAUCGCGACCAACAGUAACAACAACAGCAGCAGCAACAACAACAACACCAACGCCACCACCACCAACAACAACAACAACCAUAACAACAGCGACAGCAGCAACAAUAACAACAACCACAGCAGCAGCAGCAGCAAAAGCAAAAACUCGGCAUCGUCCGGGACGCAGCUGUCCAUCUCCGUUGCGGCCAACUUGGCUCGGCGCAAGUGGAGCGGUCCUAUCGCCGAGGAGGCCGAGCGGCAGGCGGCCGCAUGGCGUGCACAGGAACAAACGCGCUGGGGUGUUGCGGGUGGGCACUCGCGCGUGCGCAGCGGCGGCAGCGCCGUCGGCGUUGAGCCGGCGCUCGCCAGCGCCGCCGUCGCCGCCGCGAACAACUUUGGCAUCGUGCCGCCUGCUUCAGCGCGCAGCAAGACCGCCGCGCUUCAUGGCAACAGCACUAGCCAGAGCCCGCUCGCUGGCGGCCAGGCGCCGCUCCCUCCGUCAGCCGCCGCUGGAUCUGUCGCAACGGCGGGGGCACAGCCGCCGCCGCAGCCAGCAGCGGAGAAGAAGCGCAAGAGAGAGUCGCCAGCGUCGCAGUCCGCCGCUGCUCCUAGCCCUCAUGCAAGAGGAGGUGCUGGCAUCGCUGUGGGCAACCAGCAGCGCGCUGGCGUAUCCGCGUCAUCGCGCGACAUUUCGCCUGCUCCACGCUCGCGAGUGGCUCAGCAACAACAACAACAACCACAUGUACAGGGGGGGCAAGUGCAGGGACAGGGGCAAGGGCAGCAGCGAUUCUCGCCGCAUGGAGCGCCUAGCCAACUGCCCCCGCAUCACCCAUCUCAUGCACAUCGGCACCAUCAGCAGCACCCUCCCCCGCCGCCGUCGCACAGCUCGAUGCCACCACCAGGGUACGGGUACCCGUACGCGCCUGGCGGAAAUCCGUAUGACGGCCCGCCACCACCGCCGACAGCCACUCCCGGGCCGUAUGGAGGCGCUCCGCACCACCACCACCAGGCUAAGGACGAAUACUACGCUUCUGGGCCGAUGCAGAUGCAGCAUCAGCACGGGCUUGCCCACGCACACGCGCAUCCCCACCAACAGCACUCGCAUCAGCUCCAGCAUCAGCACCAGUAUCAGCACCAGCACCAGCAUCAGCAUCAGCACCAACAUCAACUGCCGCACUCGCACCAGCACCCGCAUGCUCACCCGCACCACCCCCAUGCGCACUCUCAUCACAACAUGCACGUUCUCUCACAUGGCUGUCCACCUCCACAGCUGCCACCGCACGAGAUGGGCAUGUAUGUCGCUUCGCCGUACGACGCGCACAUGUCUGCCCGGUCUCUGCCGCCCGAGGGCUCCACGCCCACCGCUGGCGCUGGCGCUGUGGGCCCCUCGCCACCGUCGUCGCUGCCUCUGCAGGUGCAGGCUUCUCACCACGCUCACGUGCAGGGUCAGGGCCAGUCAAAGCAGGCGCUAGGACCUGCUGCGAGCGCAUCAGCUGCUCCGGCGCCUCCACCACGAAGUAGGACAACCAGGCCGGAGAAGCGCGCGCGCACGGAGCUUGUCGAGCAUAACCCGCUGCCGCCGGCCUCGUCCGACGUCGCACGUGCCGGCCCACCUCCAACGGCAACGACGACGACGAUCCCCAUCGACGCCGCUGCGCCGCCGUCCUACGGCGCUCACGGCGUACCGCUACCGCCCAGUGCCGCUGGUCCCAUCUCGUCUGCGCAGUCUAUCGAUGCAGUUGGCGCCGCAGUUGGGGCAGCCUACUAUGGCCAGAACGCUAGUGCCAUGGGCGCUGCAACGCCGCAGCCGCAUUCCACGCUGGCCGCGACGAGCAUGGCAGGUGUCGUCCAUCCAGCGCAUGGUCUUGCGCCGUCCACUGCUGUCGUUCCGGGCUCAGGUGCAAGUGCCAUCGCAGGCGUGCCUGACCUGCCGGUCCCGGCACCGCGCGACCUAAACGCAGGCCCGCGUGUCGACAGUGAGCCGGUCUGGGAGCACCUGGAGAGAUGCGAGAAGCUCGAGGCAGAUCGGAGACGCAACGAGGCGCUCAGGACCAAGGCACGCGUCGAAGCGGAAGCGGAAGCCAAGGCUGGGAAAGCUCCAAAGCCUGACAACGCCGGAGAGGACAACGAGGCUGCCGCCACCGACAGCGCUGCAAAGCAGACGUGUACAAACGUGCUGGAUGAGAUCAUCAAUGGUACCACUACGCCAGGGCUCGGUCUCGGUCGCGGCAGGCCUGUCAGCCAUCUCGGCACGUGGAUCUAUGAUCCGCUCGUGGACCCUCUUAUACCAGGCGAGCUGCUCGCUACCAAUGUCGGCGGGACGAUGGAGGUCCGCAUCAGCGGCGAGCGACUCGGGCCCGGGCCGUCGAUUGAGGAGAUGCAGCGCGAGUACGACACGAGCAAUAUCACGGCACCGCGCUCGGUGCCUUCUCAGACCGUCGGCCGAUGGCGUUUGGGCUGGCGCGGUCGCGAGCAUGCACGCAUGACGAGGGAGAUGUGCGCGGCCAUGUCGGCUAGUGACCCUGCCUCCGCGAGCAUCGCAGGCCAUCGCUCCAGGCUCAGCAAUGUGACACGCAUCAGCAGCAGUAGCAGCAAUACGACGAGCCUGUCCAAGGAAGCUGGAGAUUGCCACUCGCAGAAGGAACGCAGCGUGAAGCGCAUCUCAGCCUCCGAAGCUGCGUGGGCUUUCCGCGAUAUGACGCCGCUAGCGAAGCGCAAGCUGUGGGGGACGGACGUCUACACGGACGACUCGGACGUACUGGCCAUGUGCGUGCACGCCGGCUGGGUCGAACUGCCUGCCUUCCCAACCGGCGAGGUGGCCGAGUGGUUGCCUUCUGGCCUGGCAAUGAAGCAGUGGAAGAAGAUGGUUGACCCGGAGCAAGGCCCGGACACGUCUGCGGGGGUGAAGGCGCAGCCUAUCAACGGCAACAGUGGAACCGGUCACGCUCAAGACGGCGAUACGGAGAUGCAGGACGCUACCGCCGCAGAGACCGAUGUGAAACGACGUGAAGGUGCUGCCACAGGCGGAGAUGUGAUCGUCGAGGCGCCGUUGCGCCCGUGUGAUCUGUCUGUUGUCCUGCGCAUUGCGCCGCGUCUCAUCGCGUACAAGGGCUGCCACAGGGCCGGCAUCAAGAGUCGCAGUUGGGGCAACACGCACGACGGAGUCAGUCUGGUCGUCGAGAGUGUCGAGCUCAGGGAGCCUGGAUAUGCAUUUGCAGGGGGGCGCGCCGCGCUCAAGCAGCGGAUCAACCAGAUGGCAUUACUCCACCUGUUGGCCAAUACAGCCGCUGAGCGACCUAAGGUCUCUGGAAGCGGUGGAGAGCAGCAAAGACCAGAUGAGGCCGCUAAAGGAGGUAGGCUGUGCGAGCUAGCCAGCGGCUCUCAGCAGAUGCUUGUCAGCCUCAAGGAGAUCGGUAACCGCGUCGCUGCUGCGUCCACAAUCAGCAGCCCUGAGGCCAACACGAACGAAAGAGGAGGCAACACAGCUGACAAGGAGAAGGAAAAGACUGUGGAAACGGUCAAGGAGAAGGAAGGCAGCAAGCCGAAGGCGUCCAAGCUCCGAAUGCUGUGGAGAUGGCACGUGCCAACUGCUGCUGCAGCGGCGCCUGCCACCGCGUGAGAUCGUGAGAGAGCAGUGUCCGCCGUGUCAUGUAAAAUCAUGUGAUCAACGACCGAAGACGUGGGCCUUGUCCUUACCCGACAACUUACAAGAUGUGUGACUAUCAUUCCGUAUGGCGAUGGCCGAUGAGGCGCUACUCUUAUGUGCAGUCAGUGUGGCUUCCAUGUUACAUACUUUAUGUUUCACCGAAAACCAAGUGAACAAAAUCAUGGGCGAUGCGAUAACAAUAGCGCAAGCGAUAACAACCCCGGACUCUCAUGCAUGGUGGCUGGCGGACGGUGGCCGACAUGGACUUGCCGCAAGCGGCUCCGACUCUUGUGAAUGUAUGGCCUCUGCUCGCGUUGC
Molecule: messenger RNA, 5571 nt
Organism: Tilletiaria anomala UBC 951
Lineage: Eukaryota; Fungi; Basidiomycota; Exobasidiomycetes; Georgefischeriales; Tilletiariaceae
Exons: 3
Coding region: 106-5226 (1706 amino acids)
Source: RefSeq, a predicted model, not a curated record